This is a messenger RNA of Dreissena polymorpha, 4736 nucleotides long. RefSeq lists its product as uncharacterized. Lineage: Eukaryota; Metazoa; Mollusca; Bivalvia; Myida; Dreissenidae. The coding region runs from base 619 to 1641 and encodes 340 amino acids. The record is from RefSeq and is a predicted model, not a curated record. The transcript is spliced from 3 exons.
ACAAGCGGCGUGAAAGCUGUUGUUAGCUUUUAGCUGAAUAUAAUAUAGGGUUAUGCAUUCGCUGUUGUAAAACCUCUGUCACACUCUGGUUUAAAAAAGGCCAUUGCCUGUAUAGACGCGGUUAGUGCGUAGCGCGUUUCGGCAAGUGCACUUCUUAAAGGACCAACAUGGCUAUACAGUGUUGGCGUGCAAUAUGCGGAUUUAUUGGAUUUUAAAUCACAUGUUCAAUGUAACGUUUGCGAGAAUACAGGAUAUUGUUUUAGAUUUUUAGUUACAAGAGAUAAACUGCAGUUUGUGAUUGUGUACUAUUAUCAAUACGGGUUGAACUGGAACUCAAAAUCAACAUCACUAUAGAAAUAAAUAUACUUGACACCCCUAAUUUUGAAAAUAAAGUGAUCCAAUUUAGAAGGAUGGGAGAGUCCACUAGUCAUAAAUGGGAUAAAUAUGCCUCUCCACCAUGUCAAAUGGGUACAAGACAAUCUAAGUUAUUGGUUACAGCUACAAGGCUACUCGUGGGUAGAAGUGUACUGCAAUUGCGCGCCUUAUUAAUGGUAUCGGUGAACAGGGUAUUGCUUAUUUCAUAUCAAGCGAGCAGACAACAUUAAUAGGCUACGUACGAUGAAGGUUCGUGUGUCACGUGCAUAUUCAUUCUUGACGCUAAUAUUGGGAGUGACAGGAAUACUGGCUUCCGUUAUAUAUUUUUCUAACUACGAUGCUAAUAUUGCACUAGUAAACAUAGUAAAUAUAGACACCUUUAAGAUUGAUUUGCGAGUAAUUGUCAUAGUUUAUAAUCGGGCACAUUCCGUCCUUCGUUUACUAGAAUCUCUGAACAGGGCUGACUAUGAAAAUGACAAUGUUAAAUUGGAGGUCUGGAUAGACCGCUCUAUAAAUGGAACCGUGGACCAAUUAACGGAACAAACAGCGCGGGAAUUCCGGUUCCGUCAUGGCGCGUAUGAUGUGAUCGUGCAUCCACAACAUGUUGGCAUUUAUGGACAAUGGUUAUCUACAUGGAAUCCCAACAAUAAUUCGCAAGAAAUUGCCGUGAUUCUCGAAGAUGACCUCGAGGUGUCGCCGCAUUUCUAUAAGUAUCUGAAGCAUGUGCAUUCUAAAUACGACCAUUACCCGGAAAUUAACGGAUUUGCACUGCAAGGUCUGUCCAUUCAUCACGGGGUUAAAACAUGGCAGAGUUUCGUUAACUACACAGAUGGCCAGUGUGUGUACCUAUAUCCGGUCCUGGGAACUUGGGGAUUUUCGCCGAGCAGAAAGAAUUGGGUUCGAUUCUUGGACUGGUAUGCGGAGGCAAGAAAAAAAUCCGACUUUAAACCGGAUGUUCCCGGAAAUGUUGCGACCUCUUGGUAUAACACAUUUCUUGAACAAGGAAAGAAUUAUACAAUGUGGUCGAUGUGGCACAUUCACUUCGCCUGGAAGCACGAUGAGUACACGUUGUUUCCAAAUUUUAAAGAUCACAAGGGUCUGACCACCAACUGGAUGGAGCCCGGCUUGCAUUACGACGCAAACAGUUCGAGACAAUCGAACCCUCUUCUGGAGACCUGGGAACCCGGAUAUGAGAAUAUUCCAGCACUUCCGGCCCGUCUGGAUAUAAACGGAAACAUUUCUAGUCCACCCAUCCUAAAUAGUUAGCGAAACGAACUCAAGUCCAUAUUUUCGUGUUUUUAGACGUUUACGUGAUCUUUUUUUUGCGCCGAGAGCGUUCUUCUGCAGUGAGGACUCAUUUACCCGCGUGAAAAGUUCUGACGGAUUAUGUAGCACAGCUGCCAUUCCAUAUAUAUAUAUAUAUAUGGAUAAACUGAGUUUUUGGGGGAAAUGUGUCAGAGUGUGCCGAUGGUCAAUCUUGUACUGGAUAUUGAAUUAGGAGAGCUGAGGUGAGAAGCGGACGUACGGGCGGUCAAAUGCGUAUAGGAUCAUUUGUAUUUAGUGUUGUUUUUACUUCAGAGCAUUCCGAUAAUAACUGUGAUUCUUGCUGUUUUUUUAUAUAAGCAUACGUGUCGUGAAUAUUAUAUGAGAUUGUAUACGUAACGUGCUAAUUCGCGGCAAUUGGUAAUUAACGUUACAUAUAAAAUCUCAUAUAAUAUUCACGAUGUCGUGAAUGUUAUAUGAGAUUUUAUACGUAACGUUAAUUACCAGUGGUCGCGAAUUAGCACGUUAUUAUUAUUAUUAUCUGACGUCAUAUGUAUUUGUAUUGUUGUUGAUGGGCAGUUGAGUUAAAGGAUCGAACCUGAACAGUCGUGUUUUGCAAAUAAACUAAAAGUACACCACUAUACCUUCGUGAAAAUACGUUUGUUGAUAACAUCUCAUGUGGUGUUAAAAUCAUGUUUGUGCGUUUUAAAUCCCAACCAAUAGUCACAACAAAAAUCAAAAUUAUGGAUGCGGAAACGAUGUUAAUCGACCCAAAAACAGCUUCAGUUUUUGAAAAUGAACAUAAAAAACAAGUACUUAAAAGUGGAAACAAAAAUUCCCGUCCUACCACGAUUCGAAAUUGUGUCCUUUAGGAUGAAAUGUUUUUCGCGCUGUGAUGCAUUUAAGUACAUGAAGCUAUACGAAAGAGCUCUGUUAAUAAUGGGCACAUUGUGUUGCAAGUUUUUAAUUGAACUGUGCGAUUUGUGUUUGCGAAAGUUCAAUUCAUACGAGAUGCAUCGACGGAAACAGUGUGAAUACAUUAUUUCUGCACGUCAAACUUCUGAUAAAAUGCCACGAUAUGCCACUUUCAUGUAGCAGACACAUUAGGCAAUAUAAGCGACAGUUACAAAAGCCUUCCCUGUCAUUGAGCAACGAUGUGAAUAAACCCAUAUACACUGUAACACAAAAGCACCGUAAAUGUUCAUUCAAAUAAUACAAUCUAUUCACAGGCAUUAUUGCUGAACUUCCGUGGAUGAACAUACAACAGAUAAUCUAUAACGCAUCGCAUAUUAACUCAUUCAUGCCUAGCGUCCUGAAAAAAGGACAUUGCAAACAGCGUAGACCCAGAUGAGACGCCGCAUGAUGCGGCGUCUCAUCUGGGUCUGCGCUGUUUGCUUAAAGGAACUUCAUUAAGUAAUAUUCAAAAUAUAGAAAUAAAUAUACUAGACAUCCCUAAUUUUGGAAAUAAAUUGAUCCAAUUUAGAAGGAUGGGAGAGUCCACUGGGCAUAAAUGGGUUAACAACAACAUGAUUUUCUUAAAUACAUGAACGUGAUGUACGACACUGAGCGAUUGGAUUAAACUGAAAAUACGUUUAAGAUUUCCGUUUGACGUUUUGCUCGAACUCCUCUGAUUUUAGUUCGCGUUUGUCAGCAUGGAAAUCGUUUUGCACAACAUUGUGAAUAAAGCAAUUCUCUUAAUAUAAAAAUGUACGGAAAGUAAAACAAAAGAUGUUUAAACUUGUAUAAACAGUACAAUAGGCCUUUGUUUCGUUCGCCUGACAAAUAUACAGGACAUCAGGUUUAACUAUAACAUGACACACAAUAUAUAGACGUGUGUAUCUCUCAUGUGACUCUUAAAAUAGUAAUAUUUGUUUUGUCGGAAUAUGAGACAUUGCCCGUAUAGUUAUUUAAAUUUUGAUGUUAUUGACUAUCACUACUAUGGCGAGUAGCCCAGGGGUUCUUUCAAUGUCUAUUUUAUUUUCUUAAAAGAACACACUUUAUCCUAUUACCAGUUGAAAAUCGAUAGUACAACAUAACAACGAUCGUAUAAACAUGAGCUUUAUACUAUCGCUAUUUUUAGAACAGAUUUGGGUUUUUCCAAAAAUUGGAGGAUCUGUUUUUGUCAACUACGAAAACACAAAAUCGUCAAAAAAUGCGAUAUUUGACAAUUCUUAAUGACAAAUAGGGAGGAAAUAAUAGGAUAAAUAGAAUAUUAUGUGAGUUUUGGAUAAAGAUCAAGUUAAUCAUGCUCGGCUCGAACCAUGUUAGCGCUCGACAGGCCUCGCGCUACAUCGGUUCUCAGCCUCGCAUGAUAAACUUGAUCUUUAUCCAAAACUCACACAAUAUUCUCUAUUUAAGCGCACUGUGUUACAUGUUCGGUCACAUCAAAACAAUGGGAUAAAAUUCAUUGUGUAUUAAAAUAGUAAGGCACGGCCGUAUAAUUCCUUUUUAAAUUAAACUUCAUCAGAAAUACGAUAUCAGGGCUUGUAAUCCCUGCCGAGUCUUUUCUGACGUGGAUAUCCCACCAGCAGGAAAAUAAUUCAGAAUGUGAACCAUACUACAUGUAGCCAUAUUAUACUUCAUUGAAUUCCUUAAAAGUACUACUACUUUUCAAAAUACAGUGCAUGCAUUCGCAAUGUUAAGCACUUGCCAGUCUUUGAGAUUUAACGAGCAAGAGUUCGAUGGUCAAGAGUGGUCGAAGAUAUCAAGACUCAAUGAAUGUACCUGUUUAUCAAACGACUACUGUUUUUCGAAAGCAUGGUUUGUAAACGAAACAUUAUAUGCAAACAUAUUCGGUCAUUCAACACCAACAACAACAACAACAACAUUUAUUUCAGCAAUAGAGCUUAUAUAAGCUCUUAGCCUACACAUAUAAACAUUUAAAAAAAAUUAUAUAUACAAGUAAUGGCAGAUGUGGAUCAAAUGUUAAAUUGAAUACAUGGUGUUAGUGCAAAAAAAUGUUCAUUUCAUAUAUGUUUAAAUGGUAAACAAUAAUUAUAUAUUCGUUUGAAAAAAUAUAUUCAACAUUGACAACAAUGUAUUGUUAAGAAUUACAGUAUUCAAAUUAUUUCAAUGCGAAAUAAAAUUCAAUGACGGUU